CUCGGCAGCUCGCCCAACAAGGCCGCCUCAACAACAGAGCCGUGCAGAGGCGCUAACGCCAGGGCGGUGCUCACGCCGAUGCUCUUUCCCGUCGCCGUCGCCCUCUUCGCCGCCGCAGCCUUUGCUCCGAGGCACGCCUCCGCGCUCACCCGCCAUGACUUCCCCGAGGGGUUCGUCUUCGGCGCAGGCACCUCGGCCUACCAGGUGGAAGGGGCUGUCGAGGAAGAUGGAAGGAAGCCAAGCAUCUGGGACACCUUCACCCAUCAAGGUUACUCUUACAACAAAUCCACCGCGGAUGUUUCAGCAGAUCAGUAUCAUCAUUACAAGGACGAUGUAAAACUUAUGCAUGAGAUGGGUUUAGACGCGUACAGGUUCUCCAUUGCAUGGCCCCGGCUUAUUCCAGAUGGAAGAGGAGAGAUCAAUCCGAAGGGCCUGGAGUACUACAAUAACUUAAUAGACGAACUGAUACGACACGGCAUACAACCUCAUGUCACAAUCUACCAUUUAGACCUCCCUCAGUCCCUUCAGGACGAAUACAACGGACUGCUCAGCCCCAGAUUCAUAGACGAUUACACCGCGUAUGCCGAAGCCUGCUUCGAGAGCUUCGGGGACAGGGUGAAGCACUGGGUCACCGUCAAUGAGCCCAACAUAGAGACCAUCGGAGGCUUCGACAACGGCCGGCUUCCACCGCAGCGCUGCUCCCAUCCCUUCGGCGAGAACUGCACCAGAGGGGAUUCUACGACGGAGCCGUAUGUAGCAGCCCACCACCUCCUGCUCGCACAUGCCUCGGCAGUGCGCCUGUAUAGAGACAAGUACCAGGCAACUCAAAGAGGACAGAUAGGAAUCACUCUCUUGGGCUGGUGGCAUGAGCCUGCUACCAACUCAUCGCAGGAUGCAGCUGCUGCAACGAGGAUGAACGACUUCCACAUUGGAUGGCCUUCUCUGCACAGGUUUAUGCAUCCUCUGGUGUAUGGGGACUACCCUACUGUGAUGAGGAGCAGGGCAGGAGCACGGUUGCCGAAUUUAACUGCAGAGCAGUCUAAGAAAUUGCGCGGAGCAUUCGACUUCAUCGGCUUCAAUCACUACCUCGUUGUUCGCGCACGAGCCGACGACAGCGCUUUCAAUCUGAAGCAGAGAGACUACUAUGCUGACGCAUCUGCCAUUGCAGAUCCAUUCGAAGAUAUACAAGCGGGAGGUCUUGAGUAUGCUCCUUGGGCUCUAGGGAAGCUACUGGACCACCUGAAACUCAAGUACGGAAAUCCUCCAAUCUUGAUCCAUGAAAACGGAUACUCAGACCCCCCCAAAAUCUCAGGAAAGAUCGUAUACGAGGACGACAACAGAUCAGAGUUCCUGCAAGAUUAUCUGGAAGUUCUCUAUCUGUCCAUAAGGAACGGAUCGGACGCGCGGGGAUACUUCGUGUGGUCUUUCCUCGACGUUUCCGAGUUCCUCUUCGGCUACCGUUCGCGUUUCGGUCUGUGUGGCGUCGACAUGAACAUCAAGGGGAGGACAAGGUACGUGAGGAACUCUGCCCGCUGGUACUCCGGCUUCCUCAAUGGCGGCGAGCUGCGGCCUUCCGGGAAAGCCUACACAGCUGCAUGACCUGGCUUUUUGGGUACUCCCAGGGGAGGAUUUCGGUGUGAUUUCAUUGUAGCAUAGCAAUGCUAACAUUCUUGCUAGUUCAAGCUAUUGUUUCAAUUCUAUCCUCUAUCUGUGUAUUUCUCUACCGGAUUAAACUGCGGACCUAAAUCAUACGUUUGGCAACUUGAAAAAAACAUGCGACCCGGAUGAGAUUA
Messenger RNA from Triticum dicoccoides, 1793 nucleotides. Its product is annotated as beta-glucosidase 32-like. Lineage: Eukaryota; Viridiplantae; Streptophyta; Magnoliopsida; Poales; Poaceae. The record is from RefSeq and is a predicted model, not a curated record. Gene Ontology annotation, molecular function: beta-glucosidase activity. Gene Ontology annotation, biological process: carbohydrate metabolic process. Bases 79 to 1599 code for a protein of 506 amino acids. The transcript has 13 exons.